UGGGAUACAUUUGAGUCAAGAGAUAUAGUCAUUUGCUCCCCCCCCCCAUCCCCCAUUCUCUUGUGAUUGUUAAUAUACCCCUGAAGCUAGCCCAGCAGUACCAACCAGCCCGUGUGUCACAUGAGAGGCCGAUGUGGCUGUGCCCCAGGAUGCUGCUAUUCUUAGCGGCCGGAAUGUACACAGUGGCCUCAUGGCCUCCAGACUCUUACUGGUAAGCCUCAGUGUGGCUCUGGGUCGCGUUCCACUCGCUCUACUCUCGCUCUCUCUCGGGCUCCCUACCCCUCGCUGUCUCUCGGGCUCCCUACCCCUCGCUCUAUCUCCUGCAGAGGCUUUCUGUUCUCUGAUCUAACCACACACUUCAAGUCUCCAAUUGAACUCGUUUUUGGCUCUCCUCAUUAACUUUUCUUUUUAACCGUGGAUAUUAUUAUUGAUAAGCUAUACUUGGGAGAUAGAAGUGUUUUGUUUUCUCUACGUAGAAAGAAUGGCCCAAACAUGGUGUGACGUGUUUCCCUUCAAAGACUUUGAGCUGUCCUCCUACCUCCUGGCCCAGCUCAACCUCCUCCGCCAGGAGCGCAUCCUGACCGACGUGCUGCUCUGCACCGAGCACUGGGAGAUCCCAUGCCAUCGCAGCAUCCUGGUCUCCAGCAGCCCUUACUUCAGGGCCAUGUUCUGCAGCAACUUCCUGGAGAGCAGCCAGAGCCGUGUGGACCUCAAGGGCAUCUCCCCCGAUGUCUUGGCGGGCAUCGUGGACUACGUCUACACGGGCUGCAUCACCAUCACCAUGGACAUUGUGCUUCCCCUGAUGCAGGCCGCGUCCAUGUUGCACUACGGCCGCCUUGUGGAAGCCUGCUCACUGUUCCUCCAGAGGCAGCUCAGCCCUGACAACUGCCUGAGCAUGAUCCGCCUGUCGGACAUCCUCCACUGCGAGAGCCUGAGGGACCGGGCCAAGGAGAUGGCCGUGCGCUGCUUCUCUGACGUGGCUGCCACUGAGGACUUCUGCGAGCUGUCCCUGCCCGAGCUCAUGUGCUACCUGGAGGACGACCGCCUGUGUGCCGAGGAGGAGCAGGUGUUCGAGACCCUGCUGGCGUGGAUCCACCACGACCCCUUCUCCCGGCGCGGGGCCAUCCAUGACCUCUUCAAGAAGGUGCGCCUGCGCUAUAUCCACCCCACCUACCUGUUCCAGUUCAUCGCCAACGACCCGUUGGUCCAGUCAUCCACCCUCUGCACCGAGAUCAUCGAGUCGGUGCGGCGCCUCAUGCUCUCCGUCAGUACCAGGUGCAGCCGCGAGCUGAAGCCGCUAUGGACCACGCCGCGGCGCUACACCUGCCGGGAGACGCUGGUGGUGGUGGGGGGCCGCAAAAACAACGAGCAGACAUCGCGCGAGGCCCUCCUCUACGACGAGAGGACCCAGCGCUGGCAGUGGCUGGCCAAGCUGCCCCUGCGCCUCUACAAAGCCGCCUACGUGUGUAUCCACAGCAUCCUGUACGUGGUGGGCGGGCUGAGCCUGUGCAUGGCAUCCGGAGACAGCUCAGUGAGUGCCACGGUUUACACACUCUCCCUCAAGACCAACCAGUGGCGGACCGCCGAGCCCAUGUUGCAGCCGCGCUACGCCCACCAAGGCGUGUCCUACCUCCACUUUAUUUUCGUCCUAGGAGGCAUCGGCGUAGACAAGCAGAUUUGCGACUCAUUGGAGAGAUACAACAGUAUGUUCAACCAGUGGGAGGCCAUGGCUCCCAUGCCGACAGCUGUGCUCCAUCCAGCCGUGGCCGCCAGCGAUCAGAAGAUCUUUGUCUUUGGAGGCGAGGAUGCCAUGCAGAACCCAGUGCGGCUGAUUCAGGUGUAUCACAUAUCUCGUAACCUGUGGUCCAGUCUGGAAACACGGACGGUGAAGAAUGUCUGUGCCCCAGCGGCUGUCAUCGAGGACAAGAUCUACAUCGUUGGAGGGUACACCAGACGGAUGAUCGCCUACGACACUAAAGCCAACAAGUUUGUCAAGUGUGAAAACCUGAAGGAGCGCCGGAUGCACCACAGCGCCACGGUGAUCAACAACAAGCUGUACGUGACGGGCGGCCGCUUCCUCAACAGCCAGGACGUCAUCGAGGACUCGGACUGCUUCGAGAUCUACGACCCCAAGGCUGACGUGUGGGCGUCCAAGGGCUCCCUGCCCUACAAGCUGUUUGACCAUGGCUCUCUGCCUCUGGUGUGUGUAUCCAACAGACCCAAUCCCCCGUGAACUGCGCUCCCGUGCCCUCCGCCCCCUGGCCACCCAUGCUGGUUCACCCGCUGCGCACGUGACCCCACGUCCCCACUGUGCCAUGAUUGAGUGGCACUUUUGGUUACGCAUGGGGGAGAAUCUGUCUUUCGGCUCACUGCGUUCCUUCACGCGGCUUAAAGCACAAGUUAACGACACGCUAGGCUGAGCCGUCCACGGCAUUCUGUAUCAAAAGAGACGAACAUUGGCGGUGAGGCGGUGUCAAUUCAUUUACAGUUUUCCGGGGGGGGGGGGGGGGGCGGGGCUACCGAUCCCUGAAUCAUUGUGGAUCAGAAUCCAGUCCAAGAGUCCAGUCAGACUUGGAGCUAUCAAGAGCCACAAAUAAUCGGAAAUAGCUCAAACCAAAUAUCACAUUUGGACUUGAAUUAAAUACUCGAAUCAUU
Messenger RNA from Gadus macrocephalus (Pacific cod), 2655 nucleotides. RefSeq names its product kelch-like family member 38a (gene klhl38a). The transcript is spliced from 4 exons. Gene Ontology annotation, molecular function: protein binding. Lineage: Eukaryota; Metazoa; Chordata; Actinopteri; Gadiformes; Gadidae. The record is from RefSeq and is a predicted model, not a curated record. Bases 482 to 2233 code for a protein of 583 amino acids.